CCAGAUUGCAACAAACAUACGCCGAUCAUGCUUUUCAAGUCACUUUUCGUCGUUGCAGCUGCAGCUUUGGCUGCCAAUGCCCAAUCAGCGUCUGGAACCUCUUCCGCUGACACUGCAACCCCAAGUGUUUCGACAUGUAUCGUUGAAUGUUCUACUGAAGCAGCCGCCACGGCGGGCUGCUCCAGCUUCACCGACCUUGCUUGUGUUUGCACCUCCACUGCAUUCCAGACUGCUGCCGGGACGUGUCUGCAGGCUAACUGCACUGCUGCUGAGGUCACCCAGGCCCAAGCGCUUCAACAAACUGAGUGUGCAGCACUCACGACGAACGCGACCGCGACCUCGAGCUCUAUCUCGAGCACGACAUCUCCCGCCACCUCCUCUGCUUCGGCUGCCAAAACUUCAGCAGCCACCUCAUCUGGUGCUGCCGCGGGUCUUGUACCUUCGCUUGCUCUCAACAGCGCAUUUGGUGGGCUUGUUGCCAUUGCUGGUGCCCUUAUUGGAGCAGCACUCGUGCUCUGAUCCAGUUGGUUAAUCUGGCAUCUCCACUUCGAAAUAUUCUGUCCAGGUCGCAGACGCUUUGUUUGGAUGUUUCAAUCUCGAGCAACGUUUGUCAGACCAGGUCCGAUUAUUACACAUUUAUUAUACAGCAAUACUCUUCUGGACUUAAGCUUGAUGUAAUCAAGUGAUACCAUUCAAAUAAAUUUCAUCAUAAUUUGUUUUCCCUUUU
Messenger RNA from Suillus clintonianus, 727 nucleotides. RefSeq lists its product as uncharacterized. The record is from RefSeq and is a predicted model, not a curated record. NCBI's taxonomy places the organism in Eukaryota, Fungi, Basidiomycota, Agaricomycetes, Boletales, Suillaceae. Bases 28 to 519 code for a protein of 163 amino acids. The transcript is spliced from 3 exons.